AUGGUCGUGCAUGAGACUGCUGGGCCAUAUGGCAGCCUGCACCUAUAUUGUCAGGCACACCAGACUGAGGCUCAGGCCGCUGCAGGCGUGGUUGGUGGGGUCGUUCAACCAGGCCAGAGACAGUUGAGACUGGAUCCUUACAGUGCCGGAGGGAGUCCUCGCCUCGCUCAGUUGGCGGACAUUGGAGAGCAAGCGAACGGGUCAGCGACUGUCGCGGGUGCUCAGGGUUUCUCUUCAUGUGCAAUUGAAAAUGACUUUAAAUCAAAUGAAGAACCUCUUCUCAGAAAAAAUCCUCGUCGAUUUGUCAUCUUCCCACUGCAAUACCCGGAUUUGUGGAAAAUGUAUAAAAAGGCACAAGCUUCAUUCUGGACAGUAGAAGAGGUUGAUUUAUCGAAGGACUUUCCUCACUGGAACAAGCUGAAAUCAGAAGAAAAAUACUUCAUCUCUCAUGUCCUGGCUUUUUUUGCAGCCAGUGAUGGAAUUGUAAAUGAAAAUUUGGUGGAGCGUUUCAGCCAGGAAGUGCAAAUCCCAGAAGCUCGCUGUUUCUAUGGCUUUCAGAUUUUAAUUGAGAAUGUUCACUCGGAGAUGUACAGUUUGCUGAUAGACACUUACAUCAAAGAUCCCAAGAAACGAGAAUUUUUAUUUAAUGCAAUUGAAACAAUGCCUUGUGUGAAGAAGAAAGCAGAUUGGGCCCUGAGGUGGAUAGCAGACAGAGAAUCAACUUUUGGGGAGAGAGUGGUUGCCUUUGCUGCAGUGGAAGGAAUCUUCUUCUCAGGUUCUUUUGCUGCUAUAUUUUGGCUGAAGAAGAGGGGUCUUAUGCCUGGACUGACAUUCUCCAAUGAACUCAUUAGUCGAGAUGAGGGUCUGCACUGUGACUUUGCUUGUCUAAUAUUUCAUUAUUUAGUGAACAAGCCUUCAGAAGAGCGAGUCAAAGAGAUAAUUGUUAAUGCGGUUGAAAUUGAGCAGGAAUUUUUAACAGAGGCUUUACCAGUGGGGUUGAUUGGAAUGAAUUGCAGUUUGAUGAAACAGUAUAUAGAAUUUGUGGCAGACCGGUUACUUACAGAGCUUGGGUUUUCUAAGGUCUUCCAAGCAGAAAACCCUUUUGAUUUCAUGGAGAAUAUUUCACUGGAAGGAAAAACAAACUUCUUUGAGAAGCGGGUUUCAGAGUAUCAGCGCUUUGCAGUUAUGGCAGAAACAACGGACAAUGUUUUCACUCUGGAUGCAGAUUUCUAAUCUCUCUUCAGAGAGCAUCUUGACUUUUCCCUGUUCUCCCAUUUCACUUCUUGUUGAGAAGUUUUCUAUAUUUCUUCUAGAGUUGACUAGGAUUUUUUUUCCUGGCUUCCUACUUUGUGUGAAGUUAAAAUUUACACUUGAAUAGACUAAUUUAUCUGUACAAUAUGUAGGUUAUAACCUAUAGUGUAAAUAUCUUUUUGCUUUGCACCAUGUAAAAAUGUCCUCUUAAGAAAUUCAUGCAGCUUCUUAAAGAGAUAUAGUGUAAAGAGCUUAUUGAGUCACAUUUUUGUUACUUAUGUAAAACUGAUUUGGUGACUUAUUUAAAUGGCUGCAAUAGGUGCAUUCCUGUGCUUUAGUUAAUUAUCUCAAACUGCAUCUGUGCCUCACUCUUCGCAGUAUUUUAAUCUUGAGCCCUGGUGAGGUAACACUGCAUGUAAAUAUUUUUCUGUGACCUCUUACUAUUUUAAAAUGUAAAUUCACAAAUCUAGAACAGUGCUUCCACUUUGUCCGUAUGGUAGAGUACACUUCUCCACGGCUUCAAAAACUUUAAUAAUGGAAGGACUGCUGUGUGUAUAGUGGGGUAUAAAGUACGAUGAUGGUAUGAUCUUAUCAGAUCAAGCAAUACAAUUUUCUUGGAUUUCUCUGUUAACCUGUGAUGUAACUCAAGCAGCUUUCAUGCCAUGUGCUAAAUGUGGCCUAUCAGUAUUAGCAGCAAGUGUUCAAGGAAAAAUAUCCUUCAUAUAAGAUUUGAUUUGUAGUAUUGUAAAUCAGGUGCAUCUAUAUUUAAAACUUGGACCUGGAAUGAGUCAGUGGCAUUCAAAUUCCACCUACUUUAUUUAAUCCAGUUGCUGCUACUUACAUUUAAGUGCCUCAACAGUAAGCAGACGGCCAACAUUAACCUCUGAUUGCACUGGGGUUGUGAUCAGCAUCUGACACUGAAAUAUCAAUUUCUAUAUAUCUUCUUUAUUUUACCCAUUUAGCUGGAUAUUCUACACUUCCCAUCCUUCUGAAUUUCUCAAGCACAUUUGUAAUGUAAGGUGGUGUGUCAUUCCUCCCACCCUCCCUUGAGGUACCAAAACAUUUUUACUUGAGCCUUGUACCAUUAAGAAUUCAGAUACUAUGGUGAUGGUUAUCUUUCUAAUUGAAAGCUCAAUGUGCAUCAUCAAAGCAUUACAACAGAAUUUGUACACCAUAGAAUAAUUUUAAAAUAUUGUAGUAUAUUGUGACUAUCAACCCUUAACUGGUGAGUGUUGCACAAAUGCUGAUGUGUGAUUUUUAGUACAGUCUAGUGUGUGUGUGUUCGUUUGUAUUAAAGGUAACUGCUAUUGCAUAGGCACAGUUUGAAAGGAUGGGUUUAUAAUUUGACAUAGUGGUAUUUGGCGUAGAUGGAAUAACAAUUUCACCUUUUAAAUUUGUAGGUAGAUUUUUACAUCUACUAUUUUGCAGCUAGAAGUCUUCAUUUCCCUGGUAUAGAUGAGAUAAUGUGGAAACGGAAUGAAUGCAAUGCUAGAAGGAUUUUUGCUUUGGAAAAUAAAUGUGAUUGCUUUUAAUUAACACUUUAUAUAAGUAGCCUUUUAAAAUAUCAUUCUUGUUAUUCCAAAAUUGUAUUUGUUUGAGUUUGAUUUAAGAUCAGUGGUAGGAUACAAACAAAGCCUUUCACCAAAUGGUCAGCUGUUUGAAUCCAGCCGAACUCUGUUUAUUGGAUCUUGUUGGGACUGGUGCCAGAUCAAAAAAUCUGAGUGAAGAGUGGCAAUGAAUAUCCAUUGUUUGUUCCUUAUUAGGAGUAUAUAACACAGUCUCUCUACCUGAGACAUGCACCCAGAACUGAUAAGUACCUAGAUUCUUUAAUCCUGAGAAUGGUUAAGGAUAAUGCUGCAGCGCCAUCUAGUAGCCACAGGAGAGCUCUCUCACUUCUGGACCAGUUUGCAGUGGUGGUUCAUUUAGUAUUAAGAGAUGGAUAAUAGGGUCAUGUAAUUAGAUUUCUAUUAUAAUUACCAUCUGAGCAAUGUGAAGUAUGUCAAUCGAGUUCCUGGAUAGGUGUCCACAACUCAAAAACGAUUAGACUAAUUGGCUCCCUAUUCAGAAUCUGAGCAAAGAAGUCAAGAAUGUGAUAGGCAUCUCUUUCUCCUAUAGAUGGCUGUGGCUUGCUCAUUCUUUGUUUUAUUGCAAAGCCUAACAUGAUUUAAAUAAACCAUAUUUGAGCAAUGUAA
Molecule: messenger RNA, 3443 nt
Organism: Pelodiscus sinensis (Chinese soft-shelled turtle)
Lineage: Eukaryota; Metazoa; Chordata; Testudines; Trionychidae
Gene: RRM2B
Product: ribonucleotide reductase regulatory TP53 inducible subunit M2B
Biological process (GO): deoxyribonucleotide biosynthetic process
Cellular component (GO): cytosol
Molecular function (GO): ribonucleoside-diphosphate reductase activity, thioredoxin disulfide as acceptor
Source: RefSeq, a predicted model, not a curated record